This is a messenger RNA of Telopea speciosissima, 654 nucleotides long. RefSeq lists its product as uncharacterized. The record is from RefSeq and is a predicted model, not a curated record. The transcript has 2 exons. The coding region runs from base 1 to 654 and encodes 217 amino acids. NCBI's taxonomy places the organism in Eukaryota, Viridiplantae, Streptophyta, Magnoliopsida, Proteales, Proteaceae.
AUGGAAGACUGCGGUCAAAACAUGCGACGGGCUGUUCGAAUGGUUGGUAAUGCCGUUCGGCCUAUCCAACGUGCCAUCUACUUUCAUGAGCUUCAUGAUACAGGUGCUUCGUCCCUUCUUGGGCAGGAAUGUCUUUUUGCAGCUCCAGAAAAAUGCUCUUUUAUGAUGGCCAAAAUCCUUUUCUUAGGAUUCUAUAUUUCAAGAGAGGGGAUAGCAGUUGACGAUUCUAAAAUUGAAGUGAUCAAGAACUGGCCGACCACCGGAAACAUUCACGAAGUGCGCAACUUUCACGGGCUAGCGUCCUUUUAUAGGCGAUUUAUCUCACAUUUUAGCACUAUUAUCGCUCCUCUCACCGCUUGUAUGAAGAACGGAAUCUUCGAUUGGACGAGUGAUGCUCAAUCAAGCUUCGACCAGCUCAAGAGAAAGCUUAGCACCGCCCCAGUCCUUGCCUUGCCAGACUUCACCGUACUCUUCGAGGUUCACUGUGAUGCCUCGUGCUCGGGCAUUGGUGCUAUCCUCAGUCAAGCAGGCCGACCAGUGGCAUACUUUAGUGAAAAAAUCAGUGGUGCUCGGACUCGUUACAACACCUAUGACCUGGAGUUCUACGCUCUGUUUCGCACUUUGGAACAUUGGAGGCAAUAUCUUAUACAUUGA